This is a messenger RNA of Onthophagus taurus, 2619 nucleotides long. It is a transcript of the gene Cdc27, whose product is annotated as cell division cycle protein 27. Gene Ontology annotation, biological process: cell division; anaphase-promoting complex-dependent catabolic process; metaphase/anaphase transition of mitotic cell cycle. The record is from RefSeq and is a predicted model, not a curated record. Gene Ontology annotation, molecular function: protein binding. NCBI's taxonomy places the organism in Eukaryota, Metazoa, Arthropoda, Insecta, Coleoptera, Scarabaeidae. Gene Ontology annotation, cellular component: cytoplasm; anaphase-promoting complex.
AAAGUAUUGAAAGAAAAUGGUUAUUCGCUUCGAAGCACUUGUCAAGUGAUAUCAAAUAUUGUCAAUAUAAAACGUUUCGGACUCGAUAUUCCUUUAAAAACCAGUUAAAGUGGUGAAGUAAUGUUCCAAGCUUAUACGCAAUCGUAAGUUUAAGUCUACAAAAUGAUUAUACAGGAACCAGUGCAGGCGGCGAUAUGGCACUGUUUGAACCACUAUGAUUAUUCGGACGCGAUUUUUCUUUCAGAGAGACUCUACGCAGAAGUUAAAUCAGAUGAAACUUUGUUUUUAUUAGCCACGGCGUAUUUUAGAAACAGUCAAAUCGAUCAUGCUUACAAUAUCUUAAAGGACAAACAUGGGUAUAAUCCCCAAUGUAAAUAUUUAUUUGCUAAAUGUGCCUACGAAUUACAAAAAUAUUUUGACGCUGAAACAGUACUUUUAGAACACAUUUCUUGCCCAACUAACAAUUACGACGAUCUGAUUAUGGAGUAUGGUGAUCAAGCAGCUUUUGUAUUCCUCCUUUUAGCUAAAAUAGCGAUUAAGACUGAACGAAAACAAAAAGCAGUGGAAGCUUUAAAGCGGGCCUUGAAAAUAAAUCCAUUUUUAUGGUCUGGGUUUGAAGGUCUUUGUAAAAUUGGUGAGAAACCGGAUCCGAACGUUGUUUUCCAACUGGGGGAAUUAGAUAAUUUAUCAAAGUGCCACGGAAAUAAUUUAAAUAAUAUUGAAAGCAUGAUUAUUGCCAAUACACCAAAUCAGGAGAGUGUACAGUACAUUAUGACGCCUCCUCAAAUUUUAACUAGUCCAAAUCCUUCUACGAAUAAUCUUAUUAAUAAAAUGUUGUUUACCCCGGAAGAAAGUAACGCCCCAAAUAAUAUUAUGUUAUCUGGAAUUAGUGUUUUACCCAAUUCAAGGUUUAAAACGUUCAAAAAUAAGAUGUUGGAUGAUCAUAACUCAUCAAUUAUUAGCCCAAGUUUUGGUACAUUAAUCGAUCGCGACGAUAACAACAGCCCCACGUUAAAUCAAUCGACCUUAAACGAAACGAAAUCGUUUACGAAAAAAGUUCGAAACUUCAUAAAUCGUAAAGAACCAGUUUUACAAAACAGUAAAACAGCUUUUAAUUUAUCUCGAAACGUUGCAAACACAAUUCCGAUUUCGCCGAGCACUCCGGCGCCAAUUGCAGCCGGUCAAAACGUUCGUAGAAGCUCCCGGUUAUUUAGCAGUAGUUACUCGGUGAAAGAAAAUAACAAAUCCCCGAAUCGGAAUAAAUUCGCCCCGCCGAAAUCGCCAAGUAGAAAAACGAAACAACGUCUAGCCAAAUGUAGUUUAAACGAUUUUAACGCGUAUAACUUAAAGAAAGAGAAGUCUUCAACGGUUACUUCAACGGAAAAUAAAAGUGUUAUUAAUAAUAAUGGAAAUAUUACCGCUACGCAAAUACAAAAACAAAGCGCGGAAGGUUUGAUGUGUUUAUUAAGAAACAUCGGGCAAGGUUAUUUAUAUUUAAAACAAUUUAAUUGUAAAGCUGCGAUAAAUGAAUUUCAACAAUUACCACCGCAUCAAUACAACACAUUUUGGGUACAUUCGAUGAUGGGGUUAGCUUAUUUUGAAAUGACGGAUUACGAAAAUUGCGUUAAAUUAUUCGGUGAUAUUCGAUCGAAAGAACCUUUUCGAAUUAGUUACAUGGAUAUUUAUUCAACAGCUUUAUGGCACUUACAAAGAGAAGUUGCACUCUCAGCGCUUGCCCAAGAUUUAGUUCAAUUAAAUAAAAAUAAUCCCGUUACAUGGAUCGUAAGCGGAAAUUGUUUUUCGUUACAUAAAGAACACGAUACCGCAAUUAAAUUUUUACAUCGAGCCGUUCAAGUCGAUCCGAAUUUCCCAUACGCUUACACAUUACUUGGACACGAGUACAUAAUGACCGAAGAAUUAGAUAAAGCUUUGAGUUGUUAUCGGAACGCGAUUCGAUUAGAUCCGAGGCAUUACAACGCGUGGUUUGGUAUUGGUACGAUUUAUUCGAAACAAGAACGUUUUCAUCUCGCUGAGUAUCAUUAUAACAUGGCUUUAUCGAUAAACACGUUUAGUUCGGUUAUUUUAUGCCAUAUCGGUGUUGUUCAACACGCUCAAAAAAAAUCAGAAUUAGCGCUACAAUCGUUUAAUAUGGCGAUUAAAAAUAACCCGAAAAACGCGUUGUGUAAAUUUCAUCGCGGUACGAUUUAUUUUGCAAUGGGAAAAUUAGAUGAAGCUUUAAGGGAAUUAGAAGAAUUGAAAGAAAUCGUUCCGACGGAAUCUUUGGUUUAUUAUUUGAUCGGGAAGGUUCAUAAAAAGAGGGGGAAUAACGAUUUAGCUUUAAUGUAUUUCAGUUGGGCGACCGAUUUAGACCCAAAAGGGGCGAGUAGUCAAAUUAAGGAAGCGUUUGAUCCGUCGAUUGGACGUGGAGUUGAUAUUGAUUCGCCUCUUUACCCCGCUGACCCUCAGGAGGAUUCGCCAACAACGGAAAGUAAUAAUUCGGGUCAACAAAGAGAACCUAUUGUUGCUAUGGCAGGUUAUAAUUAUGACAGUGAUAGUGAUAGUCUUUAAAAUUUAAUAAAAAAAAACGAAAAUAAAAUUAUUAAAAAAUUAAAUUAAUUA